CGCUCCGCCCAGUCCUGCAGGGCCCUUCGGCCUCGGCCAGCUUGCGCGGGGACCUGGCUGGGGAGGCGGGCUGGUUCCCGGGGGGCAGCAGCCCAUUUCAGACUGUCUCAAUGCGAAGCUUGUGUCGCUACCACUUCCCCAAUAGCGGCCUCUACCGGCUGCCGUAGCCCGCCGCUCCUGUGGCUAGGGCGAUGGCGCUGUAGGUAGCUCCUGCGAUCGCCUGAAGAUAACCGCACUUCCUUCGGAGUAGCGGCCCGCGUUUGGAACGCCGCAUUUCUGGGAGUUUCAGGAGGGGGCUCCGUAAACGCUCCCUGCCGCGGCGCCGGGCCCAGCGGAGAGGCAGGACUCAGGCACCUCUCUGGACGCGCAUGGCUGGCCGUUGAGCAGUGGGGACCUGAGAUUCGAACGGACGCAGCGGGCCAAUCAGAGGCGGCGCCGGGGCUGAGCGCCGUGUUUGAGACGCGCAGGGAGGCGGGGGUGGGGCUGUGAAGGGUCGGGGACGGGAUGUCCAGGGGGGCGGCGUGAGCAGGUCGGGAUGGUGGUGAGGGGGUGAGAGGCCGGCCGAGGCGCGGCCGGGGCCGGAGGCAGAGGGGACGCGGGGCGCAGAGGCGCGGCGGAGCCGGGAUGGCGGGGCGCGGCCGCGCCGUGGUGCGCCUGGCUGUGCUGCAGCAGCUGCGGGCCGCGUAUGGGAUCAAGGUGAAGAGUGGGAGCUGCCGAGGGGCGGCGGGGAAGCAGCCUGGAGCGGCGGCUGUAGAGGGCAAAGUCUUUGGAAUAUCGCUUCAUUCAUUACCUCAGUCAGUUGUACCAGAGUACGGAAGUAUUCCAAGCUUUCUUGUUGAUGCUUGCAAAUAUUUAGAAGAACAUGUUCACACUGAAGGACUCUUCAGGAAAUCUGGAUCUUUUGUCCGUUUAAAAACAUUAAAGAGUCAACUGGAUCAAGGUGAAAACUGUCUACCUGCAGCACUGCCAUGUGAUGUUGCAGGGCUUCUUAAACAGUUCUUUAGAGAGUUACCAGAGCCGAUCCUUCCAACUGAUCUGCAGGAAGCUCUUUUCAAGGCUCAGCACCUAGAAAAUGAGGAGAAGAACACUGCCACAGUGCUGCUUUCUUGUCUUGUGGCUGACAGAACAAUAGAUACUUUGCGAUACUUUUUCAACUUUCUCAGAAAUGUGUCCCUAAGAUCCAAUGAGAACAAAAUGGAUAGCAGUAAUCUGGCAGUGAUUUUUGCUCCAAACCUCUUGCACUCAAGUGAUAAUGAAAAGAUGUCUGUUAACACAGAAAAAAAGCUUCGUUUGCAGGCUGCUGUUGUGCAAACACUUAUUGAUCAUGCAGCAGAUAUUGGACGUGUACCGGAAUUUAUCCUGGAAAAAAUACCUGCUAUGUUAGGUAUUGAUGCUCUUGAUUCUACUCCUUCACUGAGAGGCUAUGAAGAAAGUGAAUCUCCUAGUCAGUGUAAGAGAAGAAGACGACGAAGUGUUGGGGAUAUUGUUAGUGGAGCAUUGAAUAAACUUAAAUCUAACAGAACACCCUCCACUACACCUCAGCGAGACAGAAAUGUGACUCCAUUGAUUCUUACUCCAAGCACCAAGCGUAAACUUCCAACUGAUUCUUCUCAAGGCUUCUCUAGCAAGAAAAGGCGGUCCCUGAAGCAUAAUUUUGCUUUUGAAUUGCUCUCAAGUAGCCUGUUUAGCAGCGCCUCAACACCAGCAUCAGCUCAAUUUGAAGCAAGCCCUCAAGUCUCUCUCGAGUCAUCUCAGAGUUCACUGUCUCCCUCAGUCAGCAGUGAAAAGCAUCUAUCUAGUACAGGAAAUCGAAGAAGUAAAAGAAUUGCAAGCAAAAAAAUUUACAGGGUUGAAUCAGGAAAAACUGGUUGCUUCUCUCCAAAGAUUAGCCGAAAAGAAAUGGUUCGCAGGUCAUUACGUCUGAAAUUUAGUCUGGGAAAAAGCAGCAAAGAUGUAAAUGUUUUAACUGGAUGUCCAGUUGGUAAAGGAUCUGAAAAUAUUGGUCGGCGACUUGCAAGUCAACAAGACUUGGAAAAUACAGUUGAAUCUGUAAAGACAGAUAUACUUUUCAGCACACGUGUCAGUGAAAAAUUCUCAAAGAAAGGUUCACAAAUAAUGAGCAAGUCGGAGGAGAACUUGCUAACUCCGAAAUGUGAUAAAGCAAAUUACCGAAUGUCUUGGAAUGGACCCAGUAUUACAGAUUCUCAUGGCACCAGCAACAACGAGGCAAGUCUGAUGGGAUAUCUUGAAACUGAAGGCUGUUUUUCAGAACCUGUUCUUAUAGUUGGAAAGCCACCUGCCAUUCCAGAUGACUUAAGGUCCACUACUGCAAAUCAUAAGCAAGAUAAUAGUCUAAGGGAGUACUCGCUUUGUGUGGAUGAGAAUAACUUGACUACAGAAACAUUAUUGAAAAUUAAGAAAGCAUUUUCUGAAUCUGGAAGCAAUCUUCAAAAUUUAAUAGGUGAUGCAAAGUCUUCUGUAUCAGAUUUAAGAGAAGAAAAGUUAACUGAAACUCCGUGUCUCUCAGGGGUUAGUCCAGAGAAGGACCUUGUUGAAACUUCAGCUGAAAAAUCCAAGGAUCAGUUUAACCAGUUUGCUAAUAAAUCUAAUACCACUGACAAAUAUCAAUCAAGUAAAGAUGAAAUCAAGGUUGUGGAGGAAAACUGCUUCCAAAAUCCUAUUGAGAUUGAACUUCAGACACAGAAAUUGGGCAUGGAAGAUGCACCAGAAUUUAGUAUGCCUCAGGUAAUGUCCAGAGAGGACAGAUUGACUUUUCAGAACAGUUAUUCAAAAGAUAAUUUAAAGAAGAUAGAUUCCUUCAGAAGAAAAGAGGGUGAGGAACUGGAACAGUCAGAAAGAGUUGCUGAAGAUUACGAGCUGAAGUCCCGUAAUUCAGCUCAGCCUAUUGCUGCUGGGGAGCUCCCUGUCUCGCAGUUGUUGGAGUCUAGAAACAGACCUGGCAAACUGUACUUGCAGACUGGAGGUUAUGAUAAUACUGUACCUAAAACUUUACCAGUUUCUGACCAUGGAAAGGUUUCUGAUCACGUCCACUGGUUCAACAAACUUUCAUUAAAUGAUCCAUGUUCCACAAGCAAAACUAAACCACCUCUUAAGUUUCAACGUACCCCUGUCCGCCAGUCUGUAAGAAGGAUAAACUCCCUCUUAGACUCUAACAGACAAUCUGUAAACUAUAAGUUGGCAAAACCUGGUGAUGUUUGUUCUCCUCUUGUUAAAUCAGUAAGCUAUGAUACUGCACUAUCCUCCUGUACAGAAAAGUUCUCAAAGAAUUCCACAGUUUCAUUGCUGUAUUGUGAAACUACACACACACAAGUUUCUACAUCAUCUGAACUAGACUUAGCAUCCAAAUCUUCAAAAUCGAUAAAUCCGCUAGAACAGGCUGAUGCUUCUGUGAAAACAGUUAGAAUCUGCAAACAGAAAGUAACUAUUGGUAACCCAUCCAAAUCUGUUCUAGAAGAUCUAACCAAUCAUGAAGCACCAAAAGCUGCUGUAAAAAUGAACUCAAGUAUAAACAUUCUGAUUGCUACACCAGAUAAAAGUACCCUCAGGAAAAGUGCUACAGGAAAAGAAAAAGCUCGAUACAGGGGAUCUCCAAAGAAUCCAAUAUCAAAAGCAAAACUCCUGCCAACUACUAAACCUGUAGACUUAUAAGUACUAAUUUGACUAUUAACUCAAUUGUUCUAGAACUACUUUAACAUUCUUUGAGAAAAUUAAGUCUGUAUGUGAUUCUUAGUUCUGCUUUUUUGUAAAAUAGGAAUUUUUUCUUUUUAACUUGUACAAGUAAACUUUAUUCUCUGUAUGAUAUUAGGUAUUUUUCCAUUUACUUUGGCUUCUUAUGAUUACUAGUCAGCUGCUCAUUUUAAUUUUGACUAGAUUUUUAAAAAUUAGAAAAAUCUAGUUUAAAAACUUAUACAAAUAAGUUACAAUAGGUUAUGAAUUGCUAUCUCAGACACUGAGUCAGAUCUUUUUAGAAAUAACAGGCGAGCCUGAGGCAUUUCAAAAUCUUGCUGCUUCCAGUCAAGAGAGUAGUAGUAUUUCUUUGAGACAAUUUCUAGAUAUUUAAAAACAAAACCAACACAUCCAAAAGCAAAAUGGCUGAUUGCUGACUAUCAAAAUGUGAAACUUUUUUCCAUUUACUGUACUUGUCUUAAUUCUCUAAAUGUAUUAAAAUACUACAGUCAAAAAGAGACUCGUCAGUGUUCAAACUUCAGUAUCAAAGUAGACUUCACUACUGCUCCAAUUCCUGUGUGGCCAGAGAAUAUAUUGCUUUUUGGUGUAAGUCAGGGUACCUAUGGCUUUUUUCCCCCGCUAGAUAGGUGCAUUUUUUGUCUAUGCAGAUAUAUUCCUAUCUAAGCAUGUGUGCCCACAAGUUGGAGAAAUGGUUGAGCAUAUGGAAAACAAAUAUGCAAUUAGAUACUAUUAAAAGAUAGUAUUAAAAAUCUUUGUACAGUACACUUGGCAGCAUGGGUGUGUUCUGUUAUGUUUACCUGAUAUCUUUAUUUUGCAGUCAAGCUGUAAAAUAAUGUUAAUAGCAUGUAUGAGACUAUUUUUUUUUUCUGGAGCAAUUUUAUGUAGCUAAUCAUAUGAUGCAAAAGUAGAUUAAAGUACACGGUCACUGAAAUAAUGGAAGACAAAAGUAAAAAGCCAUAUUGUUAAAAGUUCAUUUGCACAAACAGAUGUUUACAUCUAUCUUCGCAUUAAAACUGUUUACAUCUA
Messenger RNA from Chrysemys picta bellii (western painted turtle), 4734 nucleotides. RefSeq names its product neuroendocrine protein 7B2. NCBI's taxonomy places the organism in Eukaryota, Metazoa, Chordata, Testudines, Emydidae. Gene Ontology annotation, biological process: regulation of hormone secretion; neuropeptide signaling pathway. Gene Ontology annotation, molecular function: enzyme regulator activity. Gene Ontology annotation, cellular component: secretory granule. The record is from RefSeq and is a predicted model, not a curated record.